AUGUAUCCAAUGGUUAUUUUUCUUAUUUUUAAUAAUUCAUCUGAAUGGACAAUUGAAGAAAUUCAUAAUAAAACAGGAAUGAAUAUUGACUUCUUGAUAUUAGUAUUGAAUUGUUUAUUAAAAUUUCAUUUAUUAAUAUAUGCACAGCUUAAUAAUGAAGAUUUAACAGAAACAAAUAUUAAUAUAAAUUACAAAAUACAAUUGGUUAAUAAUUAUGAAAGUGAUAAAAUUCAAGUGAGUUUAAAUAUUGAAGCUAAUCUUAAUGAAAUAACAACUCUUGAUAACGUUCAAAGAACAAUCGAUGAUGAUCGAAAAACAAUUCUAUUGAGUUGA
Rotaria sp. Silwood1 is the source of this 333-nucleotide messenger RNA. The record is from the annotation of a GenBank genome assembly. NCBI's taxonomy places the organism in Eukaryota, Metazoa, Rotifera, Eurotatoria, Philodinida, Philodinidae.